Molecule: messenger RNA, 449 nt
Organism: Condylostylus longicornis
Lineage: Eukaryota; Metazoa; Arthropoda; Insecta; Diptera; Dolichopodidae
Product: flexible cuticle protein 12-like
Exons: 2
Coding region: 15-332 (105 amino acids)
Cellular component (GO): chitin-based extracellular matrix
Molecular function (GO): structural constituent of chitin-based larval cuticle
Source: RefSeq, a predicted model, not a curated record
CAAAAAUAUUAAAAAUGAAAUUCGUCAUUGUUUUAUCUGCUCUCUUGGCUGUUGCAUUAGCUGCUGGAGGUGAUCCAAAAGAUGCUACAGUUGUUCGUUAUGACAAUGAUAAUAUUGGUGUUGAUGGUUACAAAUUUGGUGUUGAAACCAGUGACGGAAAAAAACAUGAUGAAUCUGGUCAAUUGAAAAAUGUUGGAAGUGAACAAGAAGGUAUUGCCGUACAAGGUUCAUUCUCAUAUGUUGGUGAUGAUGGUCAAACUUAUUCAGUUAGUUAUGUUGCCGAUGAAAAUGGUUUCCAACCACAAGGUGCACAUAUUCCAGUUGCUCCAUAAGUUAACAAUAUAAGGAAUCUGUAUAUAUUCUAACUAAUUCACCGAAAGGCUAAAAAAACAAAAAAAUUUAUAUGUGAUUGUUAGUUUUAGUUAGUAAUUUUUGUCGAAAAUUGUAAA